Belonocnema kinseyi is the source of this 16983-nucleotide messenger RNA. It is a transcript of the gene RyR, whose product is annotated as ryanodine receptor. Bases 575 to 15949 code for a protein of 5124 amino acids. Gene Ontology annotation, cellular component: Z disc; calcium channel complex; sarcoplasmic reticulum membrane. The record is from RefSeq and is a predicted model, not a curated record. Gene Ontology annotation, biological process: intracellular calcium ion homeostasis; calcium ion transmembrane transport. Gene Ontology annotation, molecular function: protein binding; ryanodine-sensitive calcium-release channel activity. The transcript is spliced from 58 exons. NCBI's taxonomy places the organism in Eukaryota, Metazoa, Arthropoda, Insecta, Hymenoptera, Cynipidae.
CUAUGAUUAUUCGACGCGUCGUCGCGCCGAGUUAACGACUCUUCCGGGAGGAGACGAUAAAAAGCCUAAACGAAUUUAUUUUUUAAACGAAAAAGUAUUUUCAUGAAGUGAAGGUGGAUUUGAAUCUGAAUCUGAAUCUAAAUCUGAAUUUGAAUUUGAAUUUCAAAUUGUAGGAGCUCAAGAAAUCGAAGAUAUAAGGGAGGUUUGAACCAGUUUUCACAUCCGGUGGAUGAUACGAAGAACAGAAACAGUGGGAUUUGUGGGUGUGCGAAGUUUCGCUCUGGGGGUGGUGCAUGCGCUCUUCCCUUCUGUCUACGAACCCCUGCAAGAAAUUGGAUCCAAGGGAAUUUGAGAAAUUUCAGUCAGUCGGUGAUCAACAGUUCAAGACUGAUUAAAAAGCCCGACCGGAAAGGCAAGCUUGGUUCCUCACACAGAGCGGAAACCGGCGCCCGGCGACGAAACAUGCGGAAAAGAUAUGCUAAGUGCUAUAAAACGUGAUCAGUAAUAGCAGUUGCAGUUUUGAGUCUUAUGAGUCAAGGACAGAGUGCCUGAGCCAAAAGAACGCUAAAGGAGGAUGGCGGACAGCGAGGGAGGAUCCGAGCAGGAUGACGUAUCUUUCCUCCGUACGGAGGACAUGGUGUGUCUUUCGUGUACAGCAACGGGGGAGAGGGUGUGCUUGGCAGCUGAAGGUUUCGGAAACCGACACUGUUUCUUGGAAAAUAUAGCUGACAAGAAUAUCCCGCCGGACUUGUCGCAGUGCGUAUUUGUGAUAGAACAAGCACUUUCGGUACGAGCUCUUCAAGAGUUGGUCACAGCUGCUGGGUCUGAGACGGGUAAAGGUACAGGAUCAGGACACAGGACUUUACUUUACGGUAACGCAAUUCUUCUCAGGCAUCUCAAUAGUGACAUGUACUUAGCAUGUUUAUCAACGAGUUCGUCGAAUGAUAAACUUGCUUUCGAUGUCGGUCUACAGGAGCACUCUCAAGGAGAGGCUUGCUGGUGGACUGUUCACCCAGCAUCAAAGCAGAGAUCAGAGGGAGAAAAGGUGCGAGUUGGUGACGAUUUGAUCCUCGUGUCCGUCGCAACAGAAAGAUACUUGCACACAACUAAAGAAAAUGGUUUAUCAGUAGUAAACGCUUCCUUCCAUGUCACACAUUGGUCUGUUCAACCUUACGGAACUGGUAUAAGUCGGAUGAAAUACGUUGGUUAUGUGUUUGGAGGAGACGUUCUUAGGUUUUUUCAUGGUGGAGACGAAUGCCUCACCAUACCUUCGACAUGGAGUACAGCUACGAAUCAAAAUAUGGUUAUUUACGAAGGAGGAAGUGUAAUGAGUCAAGCUCGAUCCUUGUGGCGAUUAGAACUAUCCAGAACAAAAUGGUCUGGUGGAUUCAUCAACUGGAUGCAUCCAAUGAGAAUCAGGCAUUUAACCACAGGUCGUUAUCUUGGUGUUAAUGAAGCAAACAAUGAACUCUACCUUAUAGAUAGAAAAGAGGCAACCACAGAUAGAUGUAAUUUUUUACUACGGCAAGAAAAAGACGAUCAAAAAGUUGCUCUAGAAGACAAAGACUUAGAAGUAAUUGGAAUGCCUAUUAUCAAAUAUGGAGAUUCUACAGUCAUCAUGCAACAUGCACAAACAAGUCUCUGGGUUUCAUACAAGUCAUAUGAAACGAAGAAAAAGGGUGUUGGAAAAGUCGAAGAAAAACAGGCAGUUUUGCAAGAAGAGGGAAAGAUGGACGAUGGUCUAGAUUUUUCUCGAUCCCAAGAAGAGGAAUCUCGAACAGCAAGAGUUAUCAGGAAAUGCAGCAGUCUCUUCACACAAUUUAUCACUGGAUUAGAAACACUGCAGGUUGAUCGAAGGGCUUCCCAAUUUUUCCUCAAUGUAAAUCUCAACGAAAUGGUUAUGUGCCUUGAGGAUCUGAUCAACUAUUUUGCUCAACCUGAAGACGACAUGGAGCACGAAGAAAAGCAGAACAAAAUCCGUGCCUUAAGAAAUCGCCAGGAUCUCUUUCAAGAAGAAGGAAUCUUGAAUCUUAUUUUGGAAGCUAUAGACAAAAUAAAUGUCAUCACUUCACAAGGAUUUUUGGUGGCACUUUCCGGGGAUGAAAGUGGACAAGCUUGGGACCAAAUUUCAGGAUACUUGUACCAACUUUUGGCUGCAAUUAUCAAAGGAAAUCACACCAAUUGUGCACAGUUUGCAAACAGUAAUCGUCUAAACUGGCUCUUUAGUCGAUUGGGUUCUCAAGCUUCUAGUGAAGGAACAGGAAUGUUGGAUGUAUUGCAUUGUGUACUUAUUGAUUCUCCAGAAGCUUUAAACAUGAUGAGGGAUGAACACAUCAAAGUUAUAAUAUCUCUACUGGAGAAACAUGGAAGGGAUCCAAAAGUAUUGGACGUCUUGUGUUCCCUCUGUGUUGGUAACGGAGUUGCAGUUCGAUCUUCGCAAAAUAAUAUUUGUGAUUUUCUUCUACCAGGAAAAAACUUAUUAUUGCAGACUCAAUUGGUUGAUCAUGUAGCUAGUGUAAGACCAAACAUUUUUGUUGGUAGAGUCGAAGGCUCUGCUUUAUAUCAAAAAUGGUAUUUCGAAGUCACUGUGGACCAUAUUGAGCGGACGACGCACAUGAUGCCUCAUUUGAGAAUUGGGUGGGCCAAUACUGCAGGGUACGUACCAUACCCGGGUGGCGGUGAAAAGUGGGGUGGAAAUGGUGUAGGUGACGACCUCUACUCCUUCGGCUAUGACGGAGCCUAUCUAUGGACAGGAGGUAGAAAAAGUCAAGUGAUGGAUGAAUUCACAGAACCCUUCAUUAAAAAAGGCGACGUGGUCGGUUGUUCCCUAGAUCUAACUGUUCCAGUUAUAAACUUUGCCUUCAAUGGAAUGCCAAUCAGUGGAUCUUUUCGCAACUUCAACCUUGAUGGAAUGUUCUUUCCAGCCAUUAGUUGCUCCUCAAAAUUAUCAUGUAGAUUCCUCCUUGGUGGAGAUCAUGGAAGACUCAAAUUUGAACCCCCUGAAGAAUUUUCUCCACUGGUCGAAAGUCUUCUUCCUCAGCAAAUUCUUUCUCUGGAUCCAUGUUUUUAUUUCGGAAACAUGAACAAAGUGGUCAUAGCUGGCCCUUGGCUCGUUGAAGAUGACACAGCCUUCGUCCCAGCUCCAGUUGACACAUCCAUGAUCAACUUACCCACUUAUGUUGAGCAAAUACGAGAUAAACUUGCAGAAAAUAUCCAUGAGAUGUGGGCGAUGAACAAAAUCGAAGCUGGAUGGAUCUUUGGAGAACAGAGGGAUGAUCUUAAUAAGAUACAUCCUUGCAUUGUUCAGUUUGAGAGACUGCCAGCUGCUGAGAAACGAUAUGAUACACAAUUGGCUGUUCAAACCUUAAAGACAAUUCUUGCUCUUGGGUAUUAUAUAACAAUGGACAAACCUCCAUCCAGAAUCAAGACUCUAAGGUUGCCAAACGAACCUUUUUUGCAAAGUAGUGGUUACAAGCCUGCACCACUUGAUCUUAGUGCUAUUAACUUGACGCCAAAAAUGGAAGAACUUGUUGAUCAAUUGGCUGAAAAUACACAUAACUUGUGGGCUAAGGAACGAAUUAGUCAGGGGUGGACAUAUGGGUUGAAUGAAGAUUCGGAAAUGAGAAGGAGUCCUCAUCUUGUUCCUUAUCCUAAGGUUGACGAUGCUAUCAAGAAAGCUAAUCGAGAUACUGCUAGUGAAACCGUUAGGACUUUGUUAGUUUAUGGGUAUAUGUUGGAUCCGCCAACUGGAGAACAACACGAGGCAUUGCUUCUAGAAGCAAACAGACUACGUCAGCUAUCAUUUAGGACUUAUCGAGUCGAAAGACAUUAUGCUGUCACGAGUGGAAAAUGGUACUUUGAGUUUCAAGUUUUGACUGCUGGACCAAUGAGAGUCGGAUGGUCCAGGGCCGAUUGUCCGCCAGGAAAUAUGUUAGGAAACGAUGAUAGUACCUGGGCGUUUGAUGGUUAUAAUGUGACCAAAGUACACGGUGGUACCAGCGAGACUUUUGGUCAUAAAUAUCAAGUGGGCGAUGUAGUCGGCUGUUUCAUUGACGUCGCAGACAGAACGAUCAGUUUUUCACUCAACGGAGAACUUCUCAUGGAUGCUCUUGGAGGAGAAACAUCAUUUGCUGACGUCCAAGGAGAGUCAUUUGUACCAGCUUUUACUCUAGGGGUUGGACAAAAGGCUAAGUUGACUUUUGGCCAGGAUGUGAAUACGCUGAAAUUUUUUACAACGUGUGGUUUACAAGAAGGAUAUGAACCCUUUUGUGUGAAUAUGAAUCGACCUGUGACCUACUGGUAUACAAAGGAUCAGCCAAUUUUCGAAAAUACUGACGAUAUGGCUGACACCAGGAUAGACGUGGCAAGAAUUCCAGCUGGUUCUGAUUCUCCACCAUGUUUAAAAAUUUCCCAUAACACGUUUGAGACAAUGGAAAAAGCAAAUUGGGAGUUUUUGAGACUUUCCCUUCCUGUCAUUUGUGGCCCUUCAUUCAUUUCUGAAGGAGAAAAGAUGAGAAGGUGGCAGGAAAUUAAAAUGAAGCAAAACAGACUUUUGACUGAACAGAUGGAACAAAUGCAACAAUCUACACCGUCUGCUCAUAUUGAGCAAAUCAUGAGAUCCGGCUUCAGUAUGAGCGACAUUAAAGGACUACAAAGGAAUUAUUCUGAAGACGCAGCAGAAAAUGAUGAAAUGAUGAAGGAAUCUCCACUUCCAGUACAACGAAACAAACCGUCAAGACCCCCUAGAAAAGGAUCAAUUACAGGAUCUCGAGGUGUUGCUUUGAAUCGAGCAACCAGUGAGGCAGAAAUGAAUGGCUUUGGUGAAGUAAAUGGAGAAGCGAAGGACGAUAAAAAAAAGCGUGGUCGAUCACCUUUUCGCAAGCGUAGUCACGAAAUGGAAGACAUCCCAUUUUUCUCGAGGAAGGCCAAAUCACCAGAUGCAAAGGCAAAGACGCCAGAACGAUUCGCCAGAUCUGAUAUUUCGGAAAGAAGUGUAAGACAGACUACUUUGGCAAAAUCACCCAGCCGGACUGCCCAAGUUCGAGUAUCUACAACUGAUUUAAAAAUGGUGCCCCCGCAAAUUCCAGAAAGGAACGCUCCAAAGGCAAUGUCUGUUGUGACUGGAACUGGAGUGGAAUCAAUCGGAAAUGAAAUUUUCGAUGCAGACUGCCUGAAAUUAAUGAACGAAUAUUUUUAUGGCGUUCGAAUUUUCCCAGGACAGGAUCCAACUCAUGUUUAUGUUGGUUGGGUCACAUCCCAGUAUCAUCUUCACACUAAAGAUUUUAAUCUAUCGAAAGUUCGAAAAGCAUCAGUAGUCAUUGUUGAUAACUAUGAUCGACCUAUCGAUCAGGUCGAUCGUCAAAGUUGCUACAUGGUUAGAGCGGAUGAGCUCUAUAAUGAAGUGACUCAAGAUGCAUCAGGAAAAGGUGCAUCCCAAGGAAUGUUCGUAGGUUGUUUUGUGGACACAGCUACUGGUUAUAUAAGCUUCACUUGUGAAGGAAAAGAAACAAGCCAUAAAUUCAAAAUGGAACCAGACACGAAACUUUUCCCAGCAAUAUUUGUGGAAGCGACUAGUAAAGAAAUUUUGCAAAUUGAACUUGGAAGAACAUCGACCACUUUGCCCCUAUCAGCUGCUGUUUUACAGAACUCUGAACGUCACGUGAUUCCUCAAUUUCCACCGAGAUUAAAAGUCCAGUGUCUAAAACCCCAUCAGUGGGCACGAGUUCCCAACCAGACACUUCAAGUUCAUGCUUUAAAACUUUCGGAUAUCAGAGGUUGGUCAAUGCUUUGUGAAGACGCAAUUUCGAUGCUGGCUUUGCACAUACCAGAGGAGGAUAGAUGUAUUGAUAUCCUAGAAUUAAUAGAAAUGGAUAAGAUGCUUAGUUUUCAUGCACACACUUUGACACUUUAUGCAGCAUUGUGUUACCAAUCAAAUUACAGAGCUGCUCAUGCGUUGUGUCAACAUGUUGAUCAAAAACAAUUGUUGUAUGCCAUAAGAGCAGAAUACAUGUCUGGACCUCUUCGUCAAGGGUUCUACGAUGUGCUUAUAUCGUUGCAUCUGGAAUCCCAUGCUACCACUAUGGAAGUUUGCAAAAACGAGUAUGUCAUUCCAAUAGGUCAAGAGUUAAAAGAUUUGUAUGAGGAUCCGGAAAUGAAACACAGCUUGAGAUACUUAGAAACAGAGUCUGUUCGUCCUCAGAUGAAAAUGAGUGAAAUAGGGGAAAACCAUAGCAUCGAGAAUAUAAGAGGACUAUAUAGUCCCCAUUUUCCUCUUGAUAUUGUUCGAGACUACGUGAUGAUGGCUCUGAAUGAAGCAGUGGAGGUCAAUCAGGUUCACAACAGGGACCCGAUUGGAGGCAGUAACGAGAAUCUAUUUUUACCUUUGAUAAAACUAGUGGACAGGCUACUCCUAGUUGGGAUGUUGAGGAACGAAGAUAUAAAGAAGUUACUCAUUAUGAUAAAUCCAGAAACGUGGGAUGUCACCUUCGAUAAGGAAGGAAAAGAUGAACACAAGAAAGGACUCCUGCACAUGAAAAUGGCAGAAGGGGCAAAACUGCAGAUGUGCUAUCUGCUUCACCACUUGAAUGACAUCCAGUUGCGUCAUCGUGUAGAGUCUAUAAUCGCUUUUAGUCACGAUUUUGUUGGAGAACUUCAAACCGAUCAACUUCGACGAUACGUAGAAAUCAAACAAUCCGAUUUGCCAUCAGCUGUAGCUGCAAAAAAGACACGAGAAUUUCGAUGUCCUCCUCGUGAGCAGAUGAAUGCUAUUUUGAACUUUAAAAAUCUUGAAGGAGAAGAUAACGACAAUUGUCCUUGUGGAGAGGAACUUAUUGCAAAAAUGAACGAAUUCCAUAGUGAUCUGAUGUCUUAUGUGUCACUACAUGCUCUUCAAGAAGCUGCAGAUGCUGCAAAUGAGGUGUUGGAAAUUGAGAAACCUGGAGCCAUGAAGAGACUCUUCAAUUUUAUUAAUACUGUUAAAGAACUUGAAGACGAACCGAAAGUUGAACCAGAACCAGAGAAGAAGACACCCGAAGAGGUAUUUCGCAAAGUCUUGAUAGCAACCAUCGUAAAAUGGGCAGAGGAGUCACAAAUUGAAACACCUAAGUUGGUACGUGAGAUGUUCAGCCUACUCGUUCGUCAAUACGACACAGUUGGUGAAUUAAUUCGUGCCUUAGAAAAAACCUAUGUCAUCAAUAGUAAAACCAAACAGGAUGUGGCCGAAAUGUGGGUAGGAUUAAGCCAGAUCCGAGCUCUACUGCCUGUUCAAAUGUCGCAGGAAGAAGAAGAUCUUGUGAGAGAAAGACUUUGGAAACUUGUCAACAAUCAUACAUUCUUCCAGCAUCCUGAUUUGAUUAGAGUACUAAGGAUACAUGAGAACGUUAUGGCAAUCAUGAUCAAUACUCUUGGUAGAAGAGCUCAAGCUCAGUCUGAUGGUCAGGCUCAGGCUCAAGCUCCGGCAGCAGAAGGUGAAGCUACUUCUAAGGAGAAGGACACAUCUCACAAUAUGGUUGUUGCUUGUUGUCGAUUUUUGUGCUACUUCUGCAGAACAUCUAGACAAAAUCAGAAAGCCAUGUUCGAUCAUUUUGAUUUUCUUUUGGAGAACAGUAACAUUCUGUUAUCUAGACCAUCUUUGAGAGGAUCCACUCCACUUGAUGUGGCAUACUCGUCGCUUAUGGAGAACACAGAAUUGGCACUGGCUCUCCGGGAACAUUAUCUGGAGAAAAUUGCUAUUUAUCUUUCACGUUGUGGACUACAGUCCAAUUCAGAAUUGGUUGAAAAGGGUUACCCUGAUUUAGGUUGGGAUCCUGUAGAAGGAGAACGUUAUCUUGAUUUUUUGAGAUUCUGCGUUUGGGUCAAUGGCGAAAGUGUUGAAGAAAACGCAAAUCUGGUGAUACGUCUUCUAAUUCGAAGACCUGAAUGUUUGGGUCCAGCUCUUCGAGGAGAGGGGGAGGGAUUGCUAAGAGCAAUUAUGGAAGCUAACAAGAUGUCCGAACGAAUCGCUGAUCGUCGAAAAGUGAAUGAUGAACUGGAUGCAAACUCUGCUGGGGCUACAUUUGAGCAUCCAUUACCUGAAUCAGAUGAGGAUGAAGAUUAUAUUGAUACUGGUGCUGCUAUUCUCAAUUUUUAUUGUACUCUGGUUGAUUUACUGGGGCGUUGUGCACCAGAUUCUUCUGUGAUAGAACAAGGAAAGAAUGAAUCUCUUCGAGCAAGGGCUAUAUUAAGAUCAUUGGUACCCCUUGAUGAUCUUCAAGGAGUUCUUUCACUUCGUUUUACGUUGCUAAAUCCAGCUGCUGGUGAGGAAAGGCCAAAAAGUGACACACCAUCAGGAUUAAUUCCAGGUCAUAAGCAAAGUAUUACUAUGUUUCUGGAACGCGUUUAUGGAAUCGAGACACAGGAAUUAUUUUUCAAACUAUUGGAAGAAGCUUUCUUACCUGAUUUGAGAGCUGCAACAAUGCUUGAUCGGAAUGAUGGUUAUGAGUCAGAUAUGGCGCUAGCAAUGAAUCGCUAUAUUGGAAACAGUAUUCUACCCUUGUUGAUCAAACACUCAAAGUUUUAUAAUGAGGCGGACAAUUAUGCUAGUUUACUUGAUGCUACUUUGCACACCGUAUAUCGUUUGAGCAAGAACAGAAUGUUGACGAAAGGACAACGUGAAGCAGUUUCGGAUUUCUUGGUUGCUUUGACAAGUCAAAUGCAACCAAGCAUGCUGCUGAAACUUCUUCGAAAGCUAACAGUUGACGUUUCUAACUUAUCAGAGUACACAACAGUAGCUUUGAGGCUCUUGACAUUGCAUUAUGACCGUUGUGGAAAAUAUUAUGGGUCAACUGGAUCAAGUAGUUCCAGCCCAUAUGGUGCAUCGAGUGAUGAAGAAAAAAGGUUGACAAUGGUCCUAUUUAGUAACAUAUUUGACUCCCUGUCGAAAAUGGACUAUGAUCCAGAAUUAUUUGGAAAGGCACUGCCAUGCUUAACAGCCAUAGGUUGUGCUCUUCCACCAGAUUAUUCAUUAUCUAAAAAUUGUGACGACGAAUGGUAUGGAAGUAAAUCAGCUUCUACUCAAUCCUCUGAUGGACCAUAUAAUCCUCAACCCAUCAACACUUCGAGUGUUGUGCUCAACAAUGACUUGAAUCAGAUAGUUCAAAAGUUUUCGGAACACUAUCAUGAUGCUUGGGCCAGUCGAAAGUUAGAAAACGGUUGGACCUAUGGAGACCAGUGGUCAGAUGCAAACAAAACUCAUCCUCGAUUAAAACCUUAUAAUAUGCUGAAUGAUUAUGAAAGGGAGCGAUAUAAAGAACCAGUUAGGGAAAGUUUGAAGGCUCUGUUAGCAAUCGGGUGGAGUGUUGAGCAUGCAGAAGUUGAUGUGCCAUCCACUAAUCGAAAUUCUUUGAGAAGAUCUUCCAAAAGUCAGGGUGAUUCUGCAAAUCCGUUCAACUACAAUCCUCAUCCUGUUGACAUGACUAACCUAACACUUAGCAGAGAGAUGCAAAACAUGGCAGAAAGAUUGGCUGACAAUGCUCAUGACAUCUGGGCAAAAAAGAAAAAAGAGGAACUCCUCACUGUUGGUGGAGGAAUACAUCCACAACUAGUUCCUUAUGAUCUUCUAACUGACAAAGAAAAGCGAAAAGAUCGAGAGCGAUCUCAAGAAUUCUUAAAGUACCUCCAAUACCAGGGUUACAAACUUCACAAACCAAAUCGAGGAGGAGAAACUGAGGUUGGUGGGGUUGGUGCGGCAGUUGAGCUCAGAUUCGCCUACUCAUUGUUGGAAAAGCUAAUAGCGUACCUGGACAAAGCAACAAUUAACAUGAAACUCUUGAGACCUUCGGACACCUUCAGUAGAAGGACAAGUUUCAAAACUGCCACCAGAGAUAUCAAGUUCUUCAGCAAAGUUGUUUUGCCCCUGAUGGAAAAAUAUUUCAGCACUCACAGGAAUUAUUUCAUAGCUGUAGCAACAGCAACUAACAAUAUUGGUGCUGCGUCUCUGAAAGAAAAGGAAAUGGUAGCUGCUUUGUUUUGUAAAUUAGCCAGUUUGCUUCGAUCGAGAAUGGCUGCUUUUGGAGCAGAUGUCAGGAUCACCGUCAGGUGCCUUCAGGUUCUCGUCAAGGGCAUUGAUGCAAAAUCACUAGUCAAAAACUGUCCAGAAUUUAUCAGAACAUCCAUGUUGACUUUCUUCAACAAUACUGCUGAUGAUCUUGGCCAUAUUAUUCUUAAUCUACAAGAAGGCAAGUUUAGUCAUCUCAGGGGAACACAUCUGAAGACUUCUACUUCACUUUCCUAUUUCAAUAGUGUCAUACUACCUGUACUGACUGCCAUGUUCGAUCAUCUGGCAGCUUGCGAAUAUGGCAGUGACCUCUUGUUGGACGAGAUUCAAGUAGCUUCCUACAAAAUGCUAGCCUCUCUUUACACCCUAGGUGUGGAUUCUACCUUGACUCAAGAUCGAAAAUACCUCAAAACAGAAAUCGAGAGAAGCAAACCUAAUUUAGGUUCCUGCCUGGGUGCUUUUUCGAGCUGUUUUCCUGUUGCAUUCCUUGAACCUCAUCUGAACAAACACAAUCAAUUUUCUCUUCUGAAUCGAAUAGCUGAUCAUUCACUGGAGGCUCAGGAUGUAAUGACUCGAAUGGAAUCAAGUAUGCCAACGUUGGAAACAAUUUUAUCAGAAGUCGAUCAAUUCGUAGAAUCUGAUAAAACUUACAAUGAUGCGCCACACGUUGUAGAUGUUAUUCUUCCUUUGCUAUGUGCGUAUCUGCCUUUCUGGUGGGCUCAGGGUCCAGAUAAUGUGAAUCCAACAGAAGGAGCUUUUGUGAGUAUGGUGACCAGUGAUCAUAUGAACCAACUUUUAAAGAACGUUCUCAAACUGAUAAAAAAGAACAUAGGAAAUGAAAAUGCACCUUGGAUGACCAGAAUUGCUGCCUAUACGCAGCAAAUAAUUAUUAAUUCUUCAGAGGAGUUACUCAAAGACCCCUUCCUUCCCCUAGCUGAAAGAGUUAGAAAACGUACUGAUAACAUGUUUCAUAAAGAAGAAUCUCUCAGGGGAUUUAUUAAAUCCUCGACUGAUGACACUUCACAAAUUGAGGCACAAAUACAGGAAGAUUGGCAACUAUUAGUCCGGGAUAUUUAUUCUUUCUAUCCUCUUUUGAUCAAGUAUGUGGAUUUGCAGCGUAAUCAUUGGUUGAGGAAUAAUAUCUCUGAAGCUGAGGAUAUUUACAAUCAUGUCGCAGCUAUUUUUAACAUUUGGUCAAAGUCCCAAUACUUCUUACGAGAAGAACAGAAUUUCAUAUCUGCUAACGAAAUUGACAAUAUGGUGUUGAUUAUGCCAACUGCUACUAGAAGACCUGCAGCAGUUUCGGAUGGAGCAACUCCUUCUGCAGGUGGAAAGAAAAAGAAGAAACAUCGUGACAAGAAGAGAGACAAGGACAAAGAAGUUCAGGCAUCUUUGAUGGUAGCAUGUCUGAAACGACUUCUGCCAGUAGGAUUGAAUCUGUUUGCUGGUCGUGAGCAAGAAUUAGUUCAACACUGCAAAGACCGAUUCCUCAAGAAAAUGCCGGAACAUGACAUUGCCGAAUUUGCUAAAACACAACUCACUCUCCCUGAUAAAAUAGAUCCAGCUGAUGAAAUGUCAUGGCAACACUAUCUCUACUCAAAAUUGGGUCAACAAAAAGAUGUUAUAGAACCAGUCAAGGCUCAGCAAAUUGAUGAUGUUGUUGCCAGAAUAACAGAUAUGGCCAAAGUGCUUUACGGGCUUCACAUGGCGACAAAACCCCCACCAUCUCGAGGUGGAUGGAAUCGUGUGCUGUGUGCAGCCAGAAAGAGAGCAGCCAUUGCAUGCCUACGUAGUGUACUCCUCUACAAGCUGAGAAGACAUCGGGCAAUAAAUAUUUUUGCGAGAACUUACUAUGAAUUGUGGCUUCAAGAUGAAAACGUAGGUCAGGAAAUCAUGAUAGAAGACCUCACUCAAUCCUUUGAAGAAUCUGAGUUGAACAAGACAGAUAAAUCUGAAGAUGAAGGCAAACCAGACCCACUGACUCAACUGGUGACGACUUUCUGUCGAGGUGCCAUGACUGAAAGAUCUGGUGCACUUCAAGAAGAUCCACUUUAUAUGAGUUACGCUCAAAUAAUUUCGAAAUCCUGUGGAGAGGAAGAAGAGGAAGGUGAAGAAGACGGUGGCGGUGGUGGUGAAGAAGAAGGAGGAGCUUCCAUCCACAGGCCAAUGCAUAAACUCAUGGAACAAGAAAUGGAGAAACAGAAGCUAUUGUUCCAUCAAGCUCGUUUAGCGAAUCGAGGUGUUGCCGAAAUGGUCUUGCUUCAUAUAUCAGCCUGCAAAGGAGUUCCAAGCGAGAUGGUUAUGAAAACCUUAGAAUUGGGUAUCUCAAUCCUUCGAGGCGGUAACAUAGAAAUUCAGAGAGGAAUGCUGAAUCAUCUUAAGGAAAAGAAGGAUGUAGGAUUCUUCACAUCGAUUGCUGGGCUGAUGAACUCUUGUAGUGUUUUGGAUUUGGAUGCCUUUGAAAGAAAUACCAAAGCUGAGGGUCUGGGUGUUGGGUCUGAAGGAGCUGCUGGAGAAAAAAAUAUGCAUGAUGCUGAGUUCACUUGUGCACUUUUUAGAUUUAUUCAGCUGACCUGUGAAGGCCACAAUCUUGAUUGGCAGAAUUAUCUGAGGACCCAAGCUGGAAACACAACAACAGUGAACGUAGUAAUUUGCACUGUUGACUACUUGUUACGUCUUCAAGAGUCUAUCAUGGACUUCUACUGGCAUUACUCUAGCAGAGAAUUAAUUGACCCAGCUGGAAAAGCAAAUUUCUUCAAAGCUAUUGGAGUCGCAAGUCAAGUCUUUAACACACUCACUGAGGUGAUUCAGGGACCUUGCGCACAGAAUCAACAGGCUCUAGCCCAUUCCAGAUUGUGGGAUGCUGUUGGAGGAUUCUUAUUUCUAUUUUCGCAUAUGCAGGAUAAGUUAUCCAAGCAUUCAAGCCAGGUGGAUUUAUUAAAGGAGUUACUUAAUCUUCAAAAAGACAUGAUAACGAUGAUGCUCUCCAUGUUGGAAGGUAACGUGGUUAAUGGUACGAUUGGAAAGCAAAUGGUUGAUACUUUGGUCGAAUCGGCCGGCAAUGUGGAGCUAAUCCUUAAGUAUUUUGAUAUGUUCUUAAAGCUCAAAGAUCUGGUAUCUACUCCUAGCUUUCUGGAGGUAGAUCUUAAUAGUGAUGGAUGGGUCUAUCCUAAAGACUUUAAGGAGAAAAUGGAACAGCAGAAGAGCUACACUGGUGAGGAAAUUGAGUUCCUUCUCGCCUGUUGCGAAACUAACCAUGAUGGAAAGAUCGACUACGUAGCAUUCAUGGAUCGGUUCCAUGAACCAGCUAAAGAAAUUGGUUUCAAUCUUGCUGUCCUUUUGACUAACCUUUCCGAACACAUGCCAAAUGAACCUAGACUGGCUAGAUUUCUCGAAACGGCAGGUUCAGUUCUAAACUACUUUGAACCUUUCCUAGGCAGGAUAGAAAUUCUGGGAGGCAACAGAAAAAUUGAAAGAGUUUACUUUGAAAUCAAAGAGUCGAACAUAGAGCAGUGGGAAAAGCCUCAGAUCAAAGAAUCCAAGCGAACCUACUUCUACAAUACUGUGGUUGAAGCUGGAGAUAAAGAAAAAUUAGAGACAUUUAUCAACUUUUGUGAAGAUGCAAUUUUUGAAAUGCAGCAUGCAAGUGCGUUGAUGGCUGUUGAGGAAAGUGGUGGAAUUGGAAAAGCUAGAGAAUCAUCGUAUACCUACAUGACUGAUGACGAUGAUGAAAGAAACAAAGACCCCAUCCGCAGAGGAAUUCAAGCCUUCAAAGAUGGAAUUUACUUCUUCUUUUCUAUGUUCUCUCCAACCAAUAUCAAGAACAAGAUAUUUGAAAUGCAACAGAUGACCAUUCCUGAACUAUUUGUAGGGUUCUUUAAAAUGAUAUUUUAUUCUUUCUAUUAUUCCGGAUUUGGUGUGGGAGUAGUUAUCAGGUAUUUCAUGAGGGUUUUGCUGACCCUAAUGAGAGGGCCUCAUAUAGAACCUGUCAUCGAAGUAAAGGAGGAGGAGGAAAAAUCAUUAAGAUAUUUGCCAGCCUUACCACCGACUCCUGAUGAAUCCAAUCUACAGGUGCAGGCGUUCGGAAUGGACAUAACAAAGGAAGAAGGUGGACAACUAAAGAUAGCCCCGCAUGAGUCAAAUAUUUCGACACCACAUUCUAGCAUGGAGGAAACCGGGGAAAGUACUGCUGAUGAAAGUGCUGCUGGAGAAGAUGGUUCAAGGUUAACGGGUGAUGGAACUGAGACAGAAGGACCAGUUACAUUAGCUGAUUUACUAGGAGGAGAACAGGCAAGAGCUCAAGCAGCUGCAGCUGCUGAGGCUGCAGCCGCUCAACAAGCAGCCAUGGCUGCAGUUGAAGCUGAAGCUAAACAGGAAAUAACUGCUGAACCCUCAUCAGGUUCCAGCUUCGAUAUUUCCGAAUAUACUCAUCGCAUUGUGUCCUUCUUGGCUAGGAACUUCUACAAUCUUAAAUACGUCGCUUUAGUUCUUGCAUUUUGUAUCAACUUUAUGCUCCUAUUUUAUAGGGUUACUUCACCAGAUUCUAAUGAUGAUGAGAGUGGUGAAUCGAUAUCUGAUUUUCUGGCGGAUAUGUCAGGUUCAGGAUCAGGAGGAAGUGGAAUGGAGGGUAGUGGCGUAGAUUUAGGUAGUGGCGGAGAGGAAGGAUCAGAGGAAGAGGCAGAUGUUAUAGAAUAUGUUGCAGUUUCUGAAGAUGUUUACUAUAUGGCUCAUGUGAUGAGGCUGAUGGCUGCUCUUCAUUCUAUCGUUUCUCUCGCGAUGCUAGUCGCUUACUAUCACCUUAAGGUUCCUCUAGCUAUCUUUAAGAGAGAAAAAGAGAUCGCAAGAAGGGUUGAGUUCGAUGGUCUCUACAUUGCUGAGACCCCUGAAGAUGAUGAUAUCAAAGCACACUGGGAUAAAAUGGUCAUAUCAGCGAAAACCUUCCCUGUCAAUUAUUGGGAUAAAUUCGUCAAAAAGAAGGUGAGGCAGAAAUACAGCGAGCAAUAUGACUUUGAUUAUAUCAGUAAUUUGCUCGGGAUGGAAAAAACUUCAUUCAGUCAACAGGAGGAAGAAGGGUCUGGAUUAGUACAUUUCAUUGUUGCUAUUGAUUGGAGGUACCAAAUUUGGAAAGCUGGCGUUACAAUUACAGAUAACGCAUUUCUCUACAGUUUAUGGUACUUCACCUUUUCGAUACUAGGAAACUACAAUAAUUUUUUCUUCGCCGCUCAUCUGUUAGAUGUUGCAGUUGGAUUUAAAACUCUUAGAACAAUUCUGCAGUCAGUAACUCACAAUGGAAAGCAAUUGGUGCUGACAGUAAUGCUGUUAACGAUCGUAGUGUACCUUUAUACUGUCGUAGCUUUCAAUUUCUUCCGAAAAUUUUAUAUUCAAGAGGAAGAUGAAGAGGUGGACAAAAAAUGCCACGAUAUGUUAACGUGUUUCGUAUUCCAUCUUUACAAAGGAGUGAGAGCAGGAGGAGGAAUCGGAGAUGAAAUUGGAGAACCUGAUGGAGAUGAAUACGAAUAUCUUCGAAUCCUAUUCGAUAUCACUUUCUUCUUCUUUGUCAUUGUCAUUCUUCUCGCCAUCAUCCAAGGUUUGAUCAUCGACGCCUUUGGAGAACUUCGAGACCAGCUCGAAAGUGUGAAAACGAAUAUGGAAAGCAAUUGCUUCAUCUGUGGACUAGGGAAAGACUAUUUUGAUAGUGUUCCUCACGGAUUUGAUACGCAUGUUCAACAAGAACAUAAUCUUGCAAAUUACAUGUUUUUCUUGAUGCACUUGAUCAAUAAACCUGACACGGAAUAUACUGGUCAGGAAACCUACGUCUGGAACAUGUACCAACAAAGAUGUUGGGAUUUCUUCCCAGUUGGUGACUGUUUCAGAAAACAAAAUGAGGCUGUCGAAGAAGAGGCUAAGAAGAAAUAAUCAAAUUUUUUAUUACAUUUUAUAUAACACGUUGCACUUAUACGAAGCUUAAAUCUUCGAACGCUCAGAAUUACGUCCCUUCGGUCUCCUCUCAUCUAAAAAAAUUAUAAAGUGGAGUAGAAUUGUAAGAAGCCAAUCACAAGAUUCUUCCUUAUACUGAGAAAACAGUUAAUUAAAAAUAUUAGAAAGUUAUUAUAUAGAAAAAUAGGUCAACUGUUCUCUCAGUCACUGAUGUUCAAUUUCUCGAGAUCCAACCGCGAUAUCGUUAAAAAGCGGCACUAAAUUUUAAUUCAGUUCAAAGACAACAAAUAUGUAAAUGAACUCGAAUAGGAUAAGGAAUAAAAAUCAAAGAAUCGCUUCGAUUUUAAGGCAGUUUGACAAAACUUUGUCUCUAAUUUUCUUAAUCUCGCAUAUUUUUCCACCUUUGUAUGGAUUCUGAUUGCAACUUGAAUCUUGGAAAUUUAAAAUUUAUAAAUUAACUAGAAGAAUUACUUAGAAAAAUAAAAUUAAUAUAUUUGUAAAGGUAGGAAGCAAAGGAGGAAAAUAUAUAUUGGUCGCAUAAAUUUAUCGAAACUGCUUUCAUCUUUCAUUUAGUAAAAUUAGGAAAUGGUGAUAAUUCUGACAAUUGGAAUGGUUGAUGUAUGAUUGUAUCCAGGUCAUUAUAAUGGCUAAUCGACGAAAAGCUUUUAAUUGAAGCUCGACAUAUUUGAUAUUAUUUUGAAACGAAUGCAGUUUGUAAUAAUAAUCGUGAUUGUGUGGGUAAAAUAUUUUAUUAAACCAGUAGAUUCGAAUUUUUUUGCAAUGAAUUUUUCUGCUUUUUACUCGUCAAUGCUGCAUUUUGUUCAAAUUUACUCACUUUCUUGCUGGAACAACCGUAUUGUAUAUAUGUACACAUAUACAUAUGUAUAUUAUUCGAAGAUCUGACAGGAUCGCAUUACGUGACAUUUCUCAGCACUGUCGAUGAACGAACCUAAUGUGAAUGUAUUGUAAAUAAAAUUGCAGAUCCAGACAACCUGGAAAUAUACAAAAACAUA